Saprolegnia parasitica CBS 223.65 is the source of this 1077-nucleotide messenger RNA. RefSeq lists its product as hypothetical. The transcript has a single exon. NCBI's taxonomy places the organism in Eukaryota, Oomycota, Saprolegniomycetes, Saprolegniales, Saprolegniaceae. The record is from RefSeq and is a predicted model, not a curated record. Bases 1 to 1077 code for a protein of 358 amino acids.
AUGAGUCUGCGCCAUCGGGCGGACGAUGGCGUGCGCACGCCAGUGCUUCUGCUCGUCCUAAUCCUCGCGUCGCUUCUCUCGAUGAGCCUACUCCAGGAGACGCUGACGGCCGAGGUGCCACCGCCACCCACACGCCCGCCCAUGGUGCGCCACGCGCUGCUGCAGCUCGAGCCAACAGCAGUACCCGUGCCAUCCGUCACCGCGACAUGGGCACCACGGACCAACGCCACGCCGACCAACGCCACACCGACCGCCACGCCACAGACACCGUUUCCGACCGACAAGUGGGGCAACAUCUUUCCAAAGGACCCGGCCGGCAAGAUCGAAUGCGCAGUCAUUGCGAUGGGCCACCUCUCGGUCGAGUACGUCAACACGACCGACUGCUACAGCGUCGAGGACCGCCGGGCCAUGCUCCGCACGAUGGUCUACACGCUCAUCGACGGGCUCGAAGCCAACGGCAUCGAGUACUGGCUCGACUCGGGCUCGCUCCUCGGGUCCGUGCGCGACGGCGGCUUGAUCCCGUUCGACUUGGACGCCGACUUUGGCUUGACGCACGCGUCCUUCACCAAGCUGCGUCAUACCUCCAUCGCGUUUCCAUCCCGGUACGAGCUCUUUGUCAACAAGAGCCCGCUCUACAAGAAGGGCCCGUACGCCUAUCUUCCCGGGCGCUUCGUCGACAAGCACAAGGGGUUUUACGUCGACCUCUUUGAGUUUCACCCGUCCAUCAACACGACGCAAGUCAACACGACGUCGAUCCUGCACGUGGCCGGUGGCAAGCACGCUACCUUGCGCACCCACGACGCGAUUGUAAGCGUCGAGUCGAUAACCGCCAACACGUCCACGCACCUCACGGUGACGACGACGACGACGGUCGAGAUUGACGUGCUUGCGCCCGUCGCGUCUGUGUGCUGGUGGGCCUGCAAGCACUGCCCGGCGCCCAACCACUUUGUCGUACCACGCGACUGGGUGUUUCCCCUCGUCCGCUGCAAGUUUGACGACCGACGCGCGUGGUGUCCAGCAAAUACCCACGCGUACCUUACGAUGCUGUACGGCGACACGUACAUGACGCCGCAGUAG